UUAUUAUUGCCAAUUGGCUACAAUAUCUUUCUUUUUAUUUAAUCCAACAAAAAAUUGUGGCCUACGAAAUUUCAAAAAACACUAAAAAAAAUCCAUAUAUUCAUUCAUUCAUAAUUCAUGUUACAUGCGCAACGGUUAAGCUAACAUCUGGGGGGUACACGUCAUUUUCCGCGCUUGUUACUCGUAGCUGCCGCUCUUAUUUCUUCUCAAUCCGCCGUCUUUCGACAUACCCAGAAACAUAUAAACUCCAACAAUUCUGUUUCUAUCGUAUUCAUCCUAUUUUGUUGCCAACGAAAAAGGUAGCAGUUGAUCUUCAACAAGCAAAAUGGCUACUCUUUCCGAUAUCACGGUUUCUGCAUCCAUUAAUAGUUUAUUCGCAUUCCUAUUUCUCGUGGCAUUUGCAAUAUUACGUCUUCAACCCAUGAACGAUCGGGUUUACUUUCCCAAAUGGUAUCUCAAAGGCAUACGUGAAAAUCCAAGCACUUCGGGACCUCUUGUAAAACACUAUGUCAAUUUAGAUGUUAGAAUGUAUCUAAGAUUGUUGAAUUGGAUUCCCGCCGCUUUAAAAAUGCCACAACUUGAGCUUAUUGAGCACGCAGGCCUUGAUUCUGCUGUCUACAUUCGAAUAUAUCUUCUCGGAUUGAAAAUUUUUGUUCCUAUUGCUCUACUUGCUUUUGCUGUGCUGUUACCGGUCAAUUAUACCGGUGGAAGUUUCAGUAUUAUGAGCCUUAAGAUGAAAGAUCUAACUUUCGGGGAGAUAGACAAGUUUUCAAUAUCCAAUGUUCCGCCUGCAUCAAAAAGGUUAGCGGCGCAUAUAAUAAUGGCAUAUGUCUUCACAUUUUGGACAUGUUAUAUUCUUUACAAGGAAUAUAAAAUUGUAACAGACAUGAGGUUGAAUUUUCUUGCUUCUCAAAAACGCCGUCCUGACCAGUUUACUGUUAUUGUGAGAAACGUCCCCUCUGAUGCCGAUGAAUCCGUUAGUGAACAUGUUGAACAUUUCUUCCGUGUUAAUCACCCUGGUCAAUAUCUUACACAUAAGGUGGUGUAUAAUGCAAAUAAGCUUGCAAAAAUGGUGGAUAAGAAAAAGGAUUUGCAUAAUCGGCUUAUUUACUACACUAAUAAGUACGAGAGACGACCGAAUAAAAGGCCAACCACUAAGACAGGUUUUUGGGGUCUUUGGGGAAAGAAGAUCGACGCAAUUAAUUACUAUACCGAAGAAAUCGACAAGUUGGGCAAAGAAGAAGUAGCAGAACGUGAACGGGUGAUUGGUGACCCGGAAGCUGUGGUUCCAGCUGCAUUUGUUUCGUUCAGAUCACGAUGGGGUGCAGCUGUUUGUGCUCAAACCCAACAAACAAGGAACCCGACCCGUUGGCUCACAGAUUGGGCUCCUGAACCGCGCGAUGUUUACUGGAGCAACCUAGCCAUACCAUUUGUCGAACUCAAUGUGCGAAAAUUGGUGAUGGCUGUAGCUCUAUUCGGCCUUAUUUUCUCAUUCAUGAUCCCAAUCACCAUUGUUCAAACUUUGGCCAACAUUGAGUCAAUUGAAAAAGUUCUUCCGUUUUUAAAACCCAUUGUCGAUAAAGGAUCUACCAAGUCUUUCAUUCAAGGGUUUCUUCCCGGGAUGGUGUUGAAGAUCUUUCUCCUUGUUCUUCCGAUGAUUUUAAUGGAAAUGUCGAAAAUAGAAGGAUACGUUGCCCUUUCGGAUUUGGAAGCAAAAUCAGCUGCAAAAUUUUAUUUCUUUUUGCUUGUGAACGUGUUUCUUGGAAGCAUUGUUACAGGAACUGCCCUUCAACAACUUAAGGAAUUCUUGAACAAAUCAGCAUCCGAGAUUCCGAAAACCGUGGGUGUGUCAGUUCCUAUGAAAGCAACGUUUUUUAUUACGUACAUUAUGGUCGAUGGUUGGGCUGGUAUUGCUGCAGAGGUCUUGAGGCUGUUUCCGUUGAUAAUGUAUCACUUGAAAAACAUUUUCUUGGUGAAAACCGAUAAAGACCGAGACGAGGCCAUGGACCCUGGUUCGUUGCUAUGGCCCAUAACCGAGCCUCGUUUACAGUUGUACUUUCUGCUUGGACUCGUGUACUCUACUGUCACUCCUAUUCUCCUCCCUUUCAUAAUCAUCUUCUUUGCAUUCGCCUAUCUGAUUUUCCGUCAUCAGAUCAUCAAUGUGUACCACCAGAAGUACGAGAGCGCAGCAUCUUUUUGGCCAGAUGUUAAUCGGCGGAUUUUAAUCGGUUUAAUAAUUUCACAGUUAUCACUGUUAGGACUGUUGAGCACAAAACAGGCAGCAAACUCAACACCUGUUCUACUAGUACUCCCGGUCUUAACCUUUGCAUUCCAUAAGCUAUGCAAGAACCGGUUUGAAUCUGCAUUCAGAAAAUUCCCAUUACAGGAUGCAAUGGUUAAGGAUACACUGGAAAGAGCAACGGAGCCGCAAUUGAAUUUGAAAGAGUAUUUGAAGGAUGCGUAUACGCAUCCGGUUUUUAAAGGGGGAGAAGUUGAAUUGAUGGAUAUUGAUGAAGUAGUUGAUGAGUGUCAUGUAGUUGCUACAAAGAGGAGUUCUCGCAGGAGUUCGCUCAAGGGAAGUCAAGCCGGAACUAGCGAUGGUUGUCCUGAAGAUAGGACUGGUAUUUAUGCUGUGUAAAGAUAGAAAAACUGGACCAUUAUUAUUAUAUUUUUUUUGUAUAAACAUUACUAUUGAAUGUUAAAUACACGGGUUAUUUAAUUUAA
This is a messenger RNA of Helianthus annuus (common sunflower), 2724 nucleotides long. Its product is annotated as CSC1-like protein At4g02900. Lineage: Eukaryota; Viridiplantae; Streptophyta; Magnoliopsida; Asterales; Asteraceae. The record is from RefSeq and is a predicted model, not a curated record. The coding region runs from base 326 to 2638 and encodes 770 amino acids. Gene Ontology annotation, cellular component: plasma membrane. The transcript is spliced from 12 exons. Gene Ontology annotation, molecular function: calcium-activated cation channel activity.